GCUACAUCAGCCGAGUGAUAAAAAAUAAUGGCACUUAUCGCGAGCGUACAUAAUGAUACAUAUGUAUUAGUUGGUUGUCUCAUAUCCCCACCCAGCUCGAAUGUCAUAAUAAUAAGUGUACGUUGUCAGCACUUUUUCGUAGUUCACUCAAGAUUGAGCUCUUAUUCGGUCCAUGACGAAUUUAUCUCGUUUUUUCUAUUAUCUGUCGAAAUUAUUUAAUAAUAUGCUAAAAAUACGUGAACAAUUGCCGCACUUUCCAUAAAAAUUUUCAUAUAUUGUAUAUAUAAAAUUCUCGCACGUGCUUUCCCUUUUACCAACGCACAGAAGAUAAAUCCAGAUAAAUUGCUAUUGUUUGAAAAUAUCGGCGAUAUCAAUCAACGAGAAGCAGAAUGUUCUUAGCGCGUUGGUCUGCCGUUUCACGUUUCGCGAAUCAUGCCGGUAAGAUUGGUGCGUGCCAGAUAUCGAGCUAUUGUAAAAUUGACGAGAGUAUCUUUGGACUGAGCGACGAACAGCGAGAGCUUCGCUCGCUUGUUUUCAAUUUUGCGCAAAAGGAACUAGCGCCUAAGGCCGCCGAAAUCGACAAGAAAAAUAAUUUCGAUGGACUAAGGAUAUUUUGGAGGGAGUUGGGUAAACUGGGCCUGUUGGGUCCAACGGUGAAGUCAGAAUACGGUGGCACAGGUGGCACAUAUCUCGAUCAUAUAAUUAUCAUGGAGGAAAUAAGUAGAGCAUCAGCUGCCAUCGGGCUCAGCUAUGGUGCACAUUCGAAUCUUUGCGUCAAUCAAAUUCAUCGAAACGGCACGGAGGAACAAAAGCGCAAAUAUUUGCCCAAGCUGUGCAGCGGUGAACACAUCGGCGCGCUUGCAAUGUCAGAGCCAGGCUCCGGGUCCGACGUCGUCUCCAUGAAGCUACGGGCCGAGAAAAAGGAUGAUCACUACGUACUGAACGGCAAUAAGUUCUGGAUCACCAACGGUCCGGACGCGGACGUGAUGGUCGUCUAUGCGAGGACAGAUCCGAGCGCGGACAGGCCGCAGCAUGGUAUCACCGCCUUCGUCGUCGAGCGUGGUACAGAAGGCUUCAGCUCGGCACAGAAAUUGGAUAAGCUGGGAAUGCGUGGCUCCAACACGGGUGAAUUAAUUUUCGAGGACUGCAAAGUGCCGGCCGCGAAUGUUUUGGGAGAAGUUAAUAAAGGUAUUUAUGUACUCUUCAGUGGACUAGAUUUAGAACGGUUGAUACUAUCCGGUGGACCUUUGGGAAUUUUGCAAGCUUGUUGCGACGUCGCCUUCGAAUAUGCCCAUUCGAGACAGCAAUUCGGCGAGUAUCUUGCGCAAUUCCAGUUGAUUCAGGGGAAAAUAGCGGACAUGUACACGGCUCUGAGCUCGAGCAGGAGCUACCUGUACUCCGUCGCGAGGUCCUGCGAUGCCGGCCACAUAAAUCGCAAGGAUUGCGCCGCGGUACUUCUCUAUUCUGCCGAGAACGCAAUGAAAGCAGCGUUGGACGCUGUACAGAUACUCGGUGGUAACGGGUAUAUCAACGAUUAUGUGACGGGGAGACUGUUUCGAGAUGCAAAGCUCUACGAAAUCGGUGCGGGCACCAAUGAGAUACGACGUAUAGUCAUCAGCCGAGCGAUCACCGAGGAAUAUUUAUGAGACGACAAGAUCCUCGCUUCGAUUUCAUCUCUACGCCGUGACAAAUGCGUAACGUAGCAUUAAAUUUAUGGAUUUAAUUGAAUUGGUAAAAUUGAAUGAAGAAGAUAAUUUUAUUUUAUCUUUACGUAAAUUGAACCGUUAUCGCAUUUCGAUAGUCGAUGAUGAAUUAUUUGCGCGAUUAUUUAUGACAUAUGUCAUACCAUAUGUUAACGCUCAACGAAGGUACUCGGGCGUCUCUCUGAAAUAGACGUUCCUAUUUUUAUCCAUCUGUUAAUUUUAUAUUACUUUUUAUAUUGUUUGAAAUUUGCAUUGUUGUACUUGGUAAGACCAGGUAAAAUUUAUUGGUUCUAUACAUUAAAUAUCUUUUAUACGUGAAA
Messenger RNA from Monomorium pharaonis (pharaoh ant), 2023 nucleotides. RefSeq names its product isovaleryl-CoA dehydrogenase, mitochondrial. The record is from RefSeq and is a predicted model, not a curated record. Gene Ontology annotation, molecular function: flavin adenine dinucleotide binding; 3-methylbutanoyl-CoA dehydrogenase activity. Gene Ontology annotation, biological process: L-leucine catabolic process. Lineage: Eukaryota; Metazoa; Arthropoda; Insecta; Hymenoptera; Formicidae. Bases 390 to 1646 code for a protein of 418 amino acids. Gene Ontology annotation, cellular component: mitochondrion. The transcript has 8 exons.